Corythoichthys intestinalis (scribbled pipefish) is the source of this 843-nucleotide messenger RNA. RefSeq lists its product as uncharacterized. The coding region runs from base 50 to 694 and encodes 214 amino acids. The record is from RefSeq and is a predicted model, not a curated record. The transcript has 6 exons. Lineage: Eukaryota; Metazoa; Chordata; Actinopteri; Syngnathiformes; Syngnathidae.
GGGCCAUUGCUCGGCGCUCUCCACCUGACCACUCUCAUCUCCGCUCAUCAUGAAAGUCGCUUGUUUCUGCUUCCUGUUGGCGCUGGCGUGCUCGGGCGCCGUGGCCGUCCCGACGCCUGACGAGUGCGCCCCUCUGAUCCACCCGCAGUCUCUGGAUGACCACUCGAAGCUGAUCGGCACAAAGAAGUUUAUCUCCGGCUUCACCGACCACCCCGCCUUCAAUGCCAUCCUGAAAAUCACCGACAGCACACGCAUCACCAUCAGCGACGACGAGCAUCACGACAAAAAUCUGGGCUUCUACGAGGAGAUGCUAUUGAAUGGCACCUGCUACGGCACCAGGAUCAACAUGUCCAUUGGCGACCACGUAAUACAUGCCAAAAUGCUGAACUUCUCGUCGACCAUUGAAAUGCUGCCCACGUGCGACGGCUGCCUAGUGAUGAACAUCAAUAGCUCGGCUCACGACCUCAAGACCUUCAUGGAGGAGCACGGGCUCCACGUGGACAACCUUAACAACGACGAAAUCCACGUCCACGCACUUUACCUGUUUGCGGCCGACGAGAACACGGUGAAGGACGCCGAACUGGAACACUUCAAGAAGCAGGCCGCGUGCUUGCACCUUUCCGGAGAACCCGUCUUCAAAUUCGACCCCAAGAAAGAAUCCUGUGACGGCCACAAAGUAGUCAUGCUCAACUGAAGCCUUGAAUAAAGAAAGCUAAGAGUGAAAACGUGGCCUCCUGUGCUUUUUCCCAAAAGCAUCUUAAAGGGACGGACAACAGCAUCAACAUGCCAAUCCUGCCAAAAAUCCUCUUUAAAUAAAAAAUAAAAAAAAAAUUAAAAAAACAA